Molecule: messenger RNA, 770 nt
Organism: Heterobasidion irregulare TC 32-1
Lineage: Eukaryota; Fungi; Basidiomycota; Agaricomycetes; Russulales; Bondarzewiaceae
Exons: 1
Source: RefSeq, a predicted model, not a curated record
CUCACUCAUACGCCGCCGCCAUCGAACACGGUGUUGCCCGCGAUGUCUGCGUCGCCGCUGGCUUUGCCCUUGAAAUAUCGACGCAAAAGUCUUUCUCACUCGCCUGGGCCCCUUUCGCGCUCGCGCUCCCCAUCGUCGAUACCGUCUCAAUCCCCCUCUUCUUCGAAACCGUCAUACUACGCGUACUCUUCCUGCGCUCGCACAGAAAAUUGGAUGCCCAGCGAUGAUGAUCUUGAACCGCCAUUGACUAGCGACGACGCACUUACCGCCCCUUCCUCUGGCUCUCGCGCAGCUUCUCUAGCGCCUGACGAAGACGCUUUUGUCGACAUUGUGUCCUCCUCCCCCGUGCGCGAUGCGCAUUUUUACUCCUACACACAGGGUGCGCUAAAAAUGCCCCGCUAUUCUGGCCCUGCUCCCGAAGCCAGGUACGAGUCAAAACCUCUACCGACAUACAGCGACGAUGCACACGACGUGGCUGCGGCCCUCCUUGCAUUACAUGCCCAUCCACGCUUGACAUCGCCGAAACUGCUUUCGCAAAUCUCAUCAUACCCACCUGCGCCACAUAUCUCGUCGAGUAUCUUCCCCCCACGGUCCCAGCAUCGGCCGGUCCAGUUAACCGCUCCAUCGAACCGCAAUCCUUCCGAGACAUGCCGGGCGCUUAUCGAUAAAGAACUAGUGGAGGCCGUCGUUGAUGGGGGAAGUGUGGAGGGAUGCUUCGAUGAUGGAUCCAGUGAUGGAUCCAGUGACAUGGAGGUGGAUCAGCAGCCUCG